AUGCUUUCUGUCGCUCUCACCCACAACCUCCCUCUGUCGGGACAUGAGCAGGAUUCCCUCCCCACGGCUGCCCUAAGGGCAGAUCAGGCCUAUGCCACUGUGAACCCUGACCAGGUCUAUGCCACUGUGAACCCUGACCAGGUCUAUGCCACUGUGAACCCUGACCAGGUCUAUGCCACUGUGAACCCUGACCAGGUCUAUGCCACUGUGAACCCUGACCAGGUCUAUGCCACUGUGAACCCUGACCAGGCCUAUGCCACUGUGAACCCUGACCAGGUCUAUGCCACUGUGAACCCUGACCAGGCCUAUGCCACUGUGAACCCUGACCAGGCCUAUGCCACUGUGAACCCUGACCAGGUCUAUGCCACUGUGAACCCUGACCAGGUCUAUGCCACUGUGAACCCUGACCAGGCCUAUGCCACUGUGAACCCUGACCAGGCCUAUGCCACUGUGAACCCUGACCAGGUCUAUGCCACUGUGAACCCUGACCAGGUCUAUGCCACUGUGAACCCUGACCAGGCCUAUGCCACUGUGAACCCUGACCAGGUCUAUGCCACUGUGAACCCUGACCAGGUCUAUGCCACUGUGAACCCUGACCAGGUCUAUGCCACUGUGAACCCUGACCAGGUCUAUGCCACUGUGAACCCUGACCAGGUCUAUGCCACUGUGAACCCUGACCAGGUCUAUGCCACUGUGAACCCUGACCAGGUCUAUGCCACUGUGAACCCUGACCAGGUCUAUGCCACUGUGAACCCUGACCAGGUCUAUGCCACUGUGAACCCUGACCAGGUCUAUGCCACUGUGAACCCUGACCAGGUCUAUGCCACUGUGAACCCUGACCAGGCCUAUGCCACUGUGAACCCUGACCAGGUCUAUGCCACUGUGAACCCUGACCAGGUCUAUGCCACUGUGAACCCUGACCAGGUCUAUGCCACUGUGAACCCUGACCAGGUCUAUGCCACUGUGAACCCUGACCAGGUCUAUGCCACUGUGAACCCUGACCAGGUCUAUGCCACUGUGAACCCUGACCAGGUCUAUGCCACUGUGAACCCUGACCAGGUCUAUGCCACUGUGAACCCUGACCAGGUCUAUGCCACUGUGAACCCUGACCAGGUCUAUGCCACUGUGAACCCUGACCAGGUCUAUGCCACUGUGAACCCUGACCAGGUCUAUGCCACUGUGAACCCUGACCAGGUCUAUGCCACUGUGAACCCUGACCAGGUCUAUGCCACUGUGAACCCUGACCAGGUCUAUGCCACUGUGAACCCUGACCAGGUCUAUGCCACUGUGAACCCUGACCAGGUCUAUGCCACUGUGAACCCUGACCAGGCCUAUGCCACUGUGAACCCUGACCAGGUCUAUGCCACUGUGAACCCUGACCAGGUCUAUGCCACUGUGAACCCUGACCAGGUCUAUGCCACUGUGAACCCUGACCAGGCCUAUGCCACUGUGAACCCUGACCAGGUCUAUGCCACUGUGAACCCUGACCAGGCCUAUGCCACUGUGAACCCUGACCAGGUCUAUGCCACUGUGAACCCUGACCAGGUCUAUGCCACUGUGAACCCUGACCAGGUCUAUGCCACUGUGAACCCUGACCAGGUCUAUGCCACUGUGAACCCUGACCAGGUCUAUGCCACUGUGAACCCUGACCAGGUCUAUGCCACUGUGAACCCUGACCAGGCCUAUGCCACUGUGAACCCUGACCAGGCCUAUGCCACUGUGAACCCUGACCAGGUCUAUGCCACUGUGAACCCUGACCAGGCCUAUGCCACUGUGAACCCUGACCAGGCCUAUGCCACUGUGAACCCUGACCAGGCCUAUGCCACUGUGAACCCUGACCAGGUCUAUGCCACUGUGAACCCUGACCAGGUCUAUGCCACUGUGAACCCUGACCAGGCCUAUGCCACUGUGAACCCUGACCAGGCCUAUGCCACUGUGAACCCUGACCAGGUCUAUGCCACUGUGAACCCUGACCAGGUCUAUGCCACUGUGAACCCUGACCAGGUCUAUGCCACUGUGAACCCUGACCAGGCCUAUGCCACUGUGAACCCUGACCAGGUCUAUGCCACUGUGAACCCUGACCAGGUCUAUGCCACUGUGAACCCUGACCAGGUCUAUGCCACUGUGAACCCUGACCAGGUCUAUGCCACUGUGAACCCUGACCAGGUCUAUGCCACUGUGAACCCUGACCAGGUCUAUGCCACUGUGAACCCUGACCAGGUCUAUGCCACUGUGAACCCUGACCAGGUCUAUGCCACUGUGAACCCUGACCAGGUCUAUGCCACUGUGAACCCUGACCAGGUCUAUGCCACUGUGAACCCUGACCAGGUCUAUGCCACUGUGAACCCUGACCAGGUCUAUGCCACUGUGAACCCUGACCAGGUCUAUGCCACUGUGAACCCUGACCAGGUCUAUGCCACUGUCCCUGACCAGGUCUAUGCCACUGUGAACCCUGACCAGGUCUAUGCCACUGUGAACCCUGACCAGGCCUAUGCCACUGUGAACCCUGACCAGGUCUAUGCCACUGUGAACCCUGACCAGGUCUAUGCCACUGUGAACCCUGACCAGGUCUAUGCCACUGUGAACCCUGACCAGGCCUAUGCCACUGUGAACCCUGACCAGGUCUAUGCCACUGUGAACCCUGACCAGGCCUAUGCCACUGUGAACCCUGACCAGGUCUAUGCCACUGUGAACCCUGACCAGGUCUAUGCCACUGUGAACCCUGACCAGGUCUAUGCCACUGUGAACCCUGACCAGGUCUAUGCCACUGUGAACCCUGACCAGGUCUAUGCCACUGUGAACCCUGACCAGGUCUAUGCCACUGUGAACCCUGACCAGGUCUAUGCCACUGUGAACCCUGACCAGGCCUAUGCCACUGUGAACCCUGACCAGGCCUAUGCCACUGUGAACCCUGACCAGGUCUAUGCCACUGUGAACCCUGACCAGGCCUAUGCCACUGUGAACCCUGACCAGGUCUAUGCCACUGUGAACCCUGACCAGGCCUAUGCCACUGUGAACCCUGACCAGGUCUAUGCCACUGUGAACCCUGACCAGGUCUAUGCCACUGUGAACCCUGACCAGGUCUAUGCCACUGUGAACCCUGACCAGGUCUAUGCCACUGUGAACCCUGACCAGGUCUAUGCCACUGUGAACCCUGACCAGGUCUAUGACAUCUUUUUGACCCAAGUGACAGCAACAGUCUCUCUGCUGCUGAUGAAGACUCCUGCCUCUUCGUCUCUGUGGACUCUCCCUGUGUCACACUCUGCUGACGCUGUAGCAACAGUCUCUCUGCUGCUGAUGAAGACUCCUGCCUCUUCGUCUCUGUGGACUCUCCCUGUGUCACACUCUGCUGACGCUGUAGCAACAGUCUCUCUGCUGCUGAUGAAGACUCCUGCCUCUUCGUCUCUGUGGACUCUCCCAUGUGUCACACUCUGCUGA
Messenger RNA from Knipowitschia caucasica, 3438 nucleotides. The record is from the annotation of a GenBank genome assembly. Lineage: Eukaryota; Metazoa; Chordata; Actinopteri; Gobiiformes; Gobiidae.